UCUAAAUCGCUUUUUCCGUGGGGCUGAUCUGUAAUGUUGAGACAAAACGCAACAUGCUAACAGUAGAUGUCAGUCUCUUUUCGCGACGUAUCGGUUCAUUGAUCGUUCGUCACGAGACUCAGUUAGGGAUUAAACCGCGUAUUCCAGGAAAAGCAGAAUGACGUGAGUAAACAACGAAACCGAACGUGUAAAAUCACUGUUACGUAAAUCGAAGGACGCCUCUAAUCAUGCAUCGCGUCAUCGUACUAUUCGCCGCGACUCGCCUCUUCCCCGCAGCUCUUUGCUGCUCGUACACGAAGUGCGAAAACCAUGAAAUCGUCAGUAAAAUCCACACGAUCUAACAUCAGCUUCAUCUUUGAACGUUCAACGUCAUAGUGUUCUCCAUUCACCGGAAAUGAGCAAAUUUUAUUCAACAUACAAUAACCGUCUGCCGAUAGCUGGCCGCUUAGUCGGUUUCGCGUAUUCUAUUUAUAAAAUUCGUUAAGUCGUAAGCUUUUGAGUCAUAGAAUUUCCAUAACCUCGCGUAUACAACUAAUUACACGCGAAUUGCCCACGGUAUGUGGUGGAGCGAUAAGCACCGAUGCACCGGGAUGCGCCGCGUCGCGACCAAGCCUUUGUCGUUGAUGACCGUAAGCGUCCGUGAACGCGCCCGCCCAUCCGAAGUCACGUUUCAACGCCAACCACGGUCGUUAAUUCGCACAUCUGGUUCGCCAGAUCGCACGUCAAAUCCACGCAAGACACAUAAGAAUUAUAUGAUUAAAAAUCUAUGUACAGAUGGAUUGUGUGUUUAGUCUGCGUGAUGAAAAAUAAGAGUAUAGUAUUUUAUAGUUUAUAUAAUAUCGUAUUAAAUUGUAUUAGUGGAAGCUCGUUUUAACGACACUCGAUUCGCGUGUCUUACAAUCCAUCAAACAUCCGUUUACGAGUUUACAUGUUAUCGCGUUACAACACACCGCGAUUAUUCGUUUGUGGACCAUCGCGAGCGCGCGGGCGGACGUGCACGCGCUCGUUCCUAUUCGUUUCUCGCCACAAUGCAGGUGAACGCGUACGCGCCUCUACCAGCGUGCAUCAGUUGCUCGCGAAAUUGCAGUUGAAUCGCGUCUUUUCCAAACCGAAUCCCUAAACCGACCAGUCGUUCGCAGAUAUUCGUUCGAUGACGAUCGUCGCGGCAAUGGGUCGUUUACCGCGUUAAUCGACUCCGAUUCCGCUACUUUGCAGCUUCUUUCGAUCAUUAUCUUCGUUCAGAUUGAUUCAAGUAACUUGCAACUCCUUCGUCUACGUCGCUAUCGUUCAGUUGGCUUCAAAUAUUCUGUCAAAUUUCUUUCAUAUAAAUAUCCGUAAUUUACAUGACUCAUACUCUAUUAAAAUUCCAUUUAUCUAAACUUCUUCCAUCAUUUAACGACAAACACGGUCAUUAGCGACGGUUAUCUGACCUCGUCGAGAAACAAACAAUUUAUAUGUAAUAAUUGGAGUUGGCGUAAUAGGUGCUCGCAAAUUUUCCUCAUUACUUAUUAUUUUUGGUGACGUAGUAGCAGCUUAGCAACGUUCCGAUACGUGAAUGAAUCAACCGGCAAACGUUCACUUAAACGAGCUUCGACUAAAAUUUCGUUGCGAUAAGUGGAAUUCGUCGUUCGAAUAAAAUAAAUGGAACUCUACCAUAUUAGGAUUAUGACAUGGAAAAGAUUUUACCAGCGCAAUUAGCAAACCGAGAGCAAAAGGUUAAAUAUCCACUUGAGAUCGGAUUACUUGCACUCAAGUAACUUGGAUUCAAGUAACUUGACGAAUCUGAACGAGACUUAACAAGAAUCAUGACUUACUACGACUCGUAAACAAUCGGAUUUCCCCGGAGAAACUUUGAAUUUUCGUCCCGACUAUUUUUUAUCCGACUGAACUCAGGGUAGUUACGUAAGCGAAGCUGAUACAUCGUCGUGUACACGACCGCGUGCGAGGCAACGUUCGCGAAAAUCCUUGGCACGAUAUCGAAGCUCGCGGACCGAUCGCGCGCCUGCGCUGCUUGCGCCAUGCGAUCGAUAGACGAGCGAUAAACAUGACGGCGAUCGCUCGUCUUCUCGCGGGGAUCGUGAUAUUCGGCUUUAUCACGAGAACAGAGGGCCGCUGUUCGCACAACAGUUGGGAGAAAAUCGCUGGCGUUAAACCGGAAACCAUCGACGCGCAAACAGUUCUCUUUAGCGCGGUCAACUCAAACGGAAUAACGAAGCAUUGCUUCGAAAGAUGCGAACGCGUAAACUGCACCGCGUUCGUGAUAGACUUUGGUAGAAGCGUCUGCUACAGCGUGCGAAUAGGGGACGACGAACUGGUACCCGAACCGAAUUCUAUCUUUUACCACCGAGUUUGCGUGAGAGUGCCGGCAAGCUGCGCGAAACGAAAACUUUGGCAGGUGGAGAGGAGUCCAGGAGCGGUGUUCAUCGAUUCCAGCGCAUUCCAUCUAUCUGGUCCGAUCACGAGGAAUCAAUGUUACGAGAAAUGCAUAGAGACAGGAAGAAGCUGCGAGUCCGCGCAAUUUCGGACUUCGAAACCUCUUUCGAUCGAGCAAACAGCGUUCGGACGAUGCUCUCUCUCGUUGCACGAACGAGGAACCAGACCGAGAGCGUACAGGGCGUCCAUGUACAGAGACGAGUACCUCAGAGAUCAAUGUCGAAAUCUGUCCAAAGACGAGUAUUGCUCGUACGCGGAAUUCCAAAAUGUCUCGUUACCGUACUCUGACGUCGCUUUGAUGGACCUUGACGAGAAGCAGUGCGAGAAAAGAUGCGACUCGAGCGUGGAUGGUUUUAUCUGUCGGGGAUACACGUUUGCCAAUUCGUCGGGUCAACCACUUUGCCUACUGCACUCGGAAGACACCACCAGUCUAGGAGUUAGCUCGUUGAUCGACGCGACGAACGUGGUCUACAGAGAGCGAGAACCUUGUUUAGAUCUGAAGGUACGGUGCAACAAUUCGACGAUGACGGUCGAGUUGAAAACGAGCGACCCCUUCUUUGGCCGGCUUUACUCGAACGGAUACGCGGAUACCUGCGGCGUUCAAGGUACAGGCAGUAAUCAAACAAUAUUGACGUUACCUAUUCCACCCGUUGACCAGAUUCGCGAAGGUACCCUUCGUUGCGGAUUGCACCCUGCCUUCUCCGUAGACGAUCAAAAUCGAACGCGACCGUUGGUUUGGGCAACGAUCGUGGUACAAUUCAAUCCGAUCGUUCAACGACUUGGUGAUCAAGCAGUCAGGGUUGGAUGCUCGUUAAACGAUCAAGCACCUCCGCAACCAAAAAACGUCACCGUUCAAUCUAGUUUUAGUUUUCUCGAUCCAAACGCAGGAGUGCCGCCGAUCUCUUCAACGAUCGUCAACGCGUCCUCGCAGGCACCGAUAGUCACCAUGAGGAUAUUAGACGAGAACUCGGCAGUCGCUAUGGUCACGCAUUUAGGUCAGAAGCUCACUCUGAAGAUUCAACUGAGUCCACCAGAUGGUCCUUAUGACAUUACUGCCGGACACUUAGUAGCGAGCAGCGCUUCUGGCGAUGCCUCGUAUCUACUAUUAGACGAACUCGGAUGUCCCACCGAUCCAACCACCUUUCCUGCUCUCUCAAAGGAUCCAGUCGAUGGUCGUUCAUUAAUCGCAACUUUCACAGCCUUCAAGUUCCCCAAUAGUCAACGAGUCCGUUUCAACGUACUCGUCCGAUUCUGCUCGGACAAGUGCAUACCGACCAACUGCAACGGCGAUAAACCUUCUUAUGGAAAAAAGAAACGAGCUAGCGAGUCUUGGAGUACGCAGACAACCUACCACACCGAAACAACGCCAACGUCCAAGGACGAAACUCCGGACGAGUUAUCGCUGGAACUCUCCAUAAUCGUGCAAAAUUCUGUCGCGUCGUCGGCUGAUCGUUUAUCUUCGAGGGAAAAUUCGUCUCCUGAUACCGUCCUAAUCGCCGGAGGAAGUGAGUUUCGCAAACUUUUGCAAUCUCCAAACCAACUGAAAACUUUUCUUUUUAUUUCGCGUCCGAUUUUGCUCGCGUAUUAUUUCUGUUCUAUCUUGCCCUUAGAUUCUGUGGACGGACUGCUCUGCGUCGACGCUAGUCUCGCUUUGAGUUUACUGAUCUUCUUGUUGAUCGUCCAAAUAGCGCUUAUCGUUGGCUGUCUAUUGACCGUUGCACAAUACAGAAGAACAGCCAUACGAGCGGAAGAAGACAGAGCCAAUAUCCUAGCCAGGCAUCUCUACGGCAUUCACGGAGGAAACUUGGACGUAGCGCGGAGAGUCAGAUGGGCUGAUCACAAUCUUUCCUCCUUAUCUCGUGACUGACUCACUCUGAUUGGAUUGCUCGCAUAGCUACAUUUCUUCUCCCCUCUCUUUGUCAUUGACACGUUUCCAAUCGGUUUCUUUACGAUGAUUGAAUGGAUGGUAGGAAAGAACGUGAGAUACAAGGCCGCGGAAGUGAUUAUUUUCAACCAAAACUUGUAUUAAAGAAGAAACAACGAUGAAUAGACAAUUACGUAACUACGCGGUAAA
Molecule: messenger RNA, 4507 nt
Organism: Bombus pascuorum
Lineage: Eukaryota; Metazoa; Arthropoda; Insecta; Hymenoptera; Apidae
Exons: 12
Coding region: 2045-4300 (751 amino acids)
Source: RefSeq, a predicted model, not a curated record